ACAUUUUACGUUUGCUCUGUGAAUUUACACUUUGUUUAUGCUGUUAGUUACUAGAUUUUAGAAAACGAGUGCGAAUAUGAACUAAGCUUGUGCAAGGUAGUCAUAUUCUAUCCUGUUCAAUUUUAGAAAACACAAUGCCUACACCCUACACUUAUGAUGAGGAUUGCGCCAUUGCAAAAGCUUGGGUGACACUCAAAGAACAUUUUGAAGAUCUAGGAAAUGACAUUGAUCAAUCAUCCGAUGCUUGGUGGAACCGUGUAUUCAUCAUUUUUGUGGUUUUAGACGGAAAUUGUAACUCAAGGACUUUGAAACUCGUCAGAGAAAGGUUCGUGGAGAUAUUUGAAGAAUGCGAAGCUUUCAAAAAAGAAUUGAAAUCCUUGAGGGAAGCUGAACCCGAUAUGUUGGGUGUUAGAAGAUUGGGGUUGGCGUAUGCUCGAUAUGAGAUUAUCCGUGGGAAAAAGUUUGAGCUCGAAGAUUGCUAUUGUAUAUUGGAUGGCACUACCUAUAAUUAUAAUCUUUUUGGUUAAGUGUUUAAGUGCACCGUUAUUAUCUAUUGUCUUUCAUUUCCUUCAAUGCAACGCUAUACAAGAUGUAUGUCUUUUACGAUUCAAUGAAAUGAUUUUAUGAAAUAAAAAAUUAUGAUAAUCCA
This is a messenger RNA of Papaver somniferum (opium poppy), 649 nucleotides long. RefSeq lists its product as uncharacterized. The record is from RefSeq and is a predicted model, not a curated record. The transcript has 2 exons. NCBI's taxonomy places the organism in Eukaryota, Viridiplantae, Streptophyta, Magnoliopsida, Ranunculales, Papaveraceae. Bases 135 to 527 code for a protein of 130 amino acids.